AUGAUUAUUAUAGAAGAACGAGCUGAUGAUACUUUAGAAAAAUUAACUAGUAAUACUGUUAAUAAUGUUUCUUUUAUUGUUAGAGAUAAAAGGCUUGAAUUAUUAUUGAGCAAAUUAAUUUUCACUAAUUUUACUUUUUUAGGUUGCAGAAUAAUAUUAUCACUUGGUUGCGAUGGUGAAAUUGAAGUUGAAAUUGUAUCCAAUGUUUCUU
Molecule: messenger RNA, 211 nt
Organism: Funneliformis caledonium
Lineage: Eukaryota; Fungi; Glomeromycota; Glomeromycetes; Glomerales; Glomeraceae
Source: the annotation of a GenBank genome assembly